Messenger RNA from Podarcis muralis (Common wall lizard), 1642 nucleotides. RefSeq names its product parathyroid hormone like hormone (gene PTHLH). NCBI's taxonomy places the organism in Eukaryota, Metazoa, Chordata, Lepidosauria, Squamata, Lacertidae. The record is from RefSeq and is a predicted model, not a curated record. Gene Ontology annotation, biological process: bone mineralization. Gene Ontology annotation, molecular function: hormone activity. Gene Ontology annotation, cellular component: extracellular region.
GGGCCAAAAGCCGGGGCAGCGGGGCAGCAACCGCCUCAGCUCCGCUCCUCCAGGGCAUUUUGGAAACAGCUGUGAUGGAAGGGAAAGGAGCCAGCGGAGCAGCAGGAAUUCCAGAGGGAUGCAAUGGCAGGAAGGUGACGGUGCGGGAAGGAGCCCGGACUGGGAUGCCUCACGGCUCCGGCAUGCGUGUGUAGGUGUCCCGCGGGCCAAUGGCGACGAGAGGAGGCGAGCAGGAACUCCCUCUCCCCUCCAUUUGCUGGAGGGCGCGAUGGGGCGGUCGCCGUCCAACCAGAUGGGGCUCUGGGGCCCCGUCCAGCCAGCCCUCCCGGGGCCGCGUCAUGCCCAGGCCCAUUCGCAUCACAUGCUCCCUCGAGGGCAGAAAGAAAAAAGGGGUUCUCCCAUCCCCACCCCGUUUCCGUAUAGCUAUAUAUAAGGCGAAUCCCUCUCUGUUCCUCCAGUGACACAAAGAGUCAGAGAAAAGGAAGCACCUGCUCCUAUUAUCUUAUUUUAAUUUUAUUUGCAUUCUGUUCAUUUCUCCCAUGCAAAAUAAAAACUCCUAGGUUUGGAUUACUGGAGCUGGAAGGGGAGAGAGAGAUUCCCUCUCCUGUGACUGGCUUGCUUUCUAGGGUGGAAAGGAGGGGAGAGAGACAAAAUAAAUUCUGGAAGCGACCGCUGAGAAAACCAACUUUGUCUUGGCCAGGCUGGUCUCUGAGAAGGCGAAGAGGAGAAGCGCUCAAGGAAAAGGUUCCAAAGACUCACAGCAAAGCGACGAUGUUCCCCAGGCUCUUUCACCAGUGGAGUUUCCUGGUUUUUCUACUGAGUUACUGUGUACCCUCCUCUGAGAGAUCGCUGGAAGGGAAUAGCCGCAGACUCAGCAAAAGGACAGUAUCAGAAUACCAGCUGUUGCACGAUAAAGGAAAGUCUUUGCAAGAUAUUCGAAGACGAAACUUCCUGCAAAAUUUAAUUGAAGGGGUUAACACAGCCGAGAUCCGGACUAUGUCAGAGGUAUCACCAAACCCUAAACCUGCCACCAUCGCAAAGAAUUAUGCUGUCCGGUUUGGCAGUGAAGAUGAAGGCAAGUGCCUGACUCAAGAGACCAACAAAGCCCAGACGUACAAAGAGCAACCUCUUAAGGCUCCAGGAAAGAAAAAGAAAGGAAAGCCCGGGAAACGUAAAGAGCAAGAGAAGAAAAAAAGGAGGAUUCGUUCAGCCUGGCUCAGCUCAAGAGGGUCUGGAAGUGGAAUGACACAGAUCCCCCUCUUGGACAUCUUUGGAACUACACAUAUCAAUACAAGGAGGCGUUGACAUCGUCAGCUGAGAUUUUUGGAAAACACACUGCAGUAUUCUGUAAUAGUCAACAUAUGGAAAGUGUUAGAAGUAUUUAUUAUCUGUAAAUAUUGUAAAUGUAUCAGAAUAAAACGUUGGCCACAGAUGCUCUCCAAAACUGCACAUUUGAACAUUGUGAAUAUUGGGAGAUUCUUUUUGUGCAAAGACAAUUCUUGUUGUCCAUUUACCAUAAUUUAUUUUGUUGAAUGAUGUAUUUAUUUCCAUGAACAUUUAUCUUGGUGCUGCUGACUUUCUAUAAUUUUUGUAACAUAAUGCACUUUAGAUAUACAUUAUGUCUUUUGUUGAUACAACAUAA